Molecule: messenger RNA, 270 nt
Organism: Hydatigera taeniaeformis
Lineage: Eukaryota; Metazoa; Platyhelminthes; Cestoda; Cyclophyllidea; Taeniidae
Source: the annotation of a GenBank genome assembly
AUGCUGGAUUUGUUUGGGUUCUGUGAUCUCCUCGUACAGCGCACUGUUGAACGUUUGGGUCUCCGACUUGACUCUACUGUUGCAUCUGACUCUGCUGGAAUCGAGGGAGCCGACAGAUUGGCGACUUUCGGCCAUGCUAUGUCCUUUGAACCCAUGACGUCUAUGCUUAGGAACUUUGCUAGUUCGUUCCGAGGUGAGUCAGCUGUUUUCCUUUUGAAACUUUUGAUCGUAACCCUAAACUGGUGUUUUUCCAUGAAAAUCUUAUUUUAG